GUCUGCUGCUCUCACAUCAUUUUAACAGCAAGGAAGUCUAGCUUAUAGGCAGAGGGAGAGAAAAGCGUGUUUAGAAGUGGGGAAAAGCUAGAGCUGUAUUAGGAAAUAUUUCACAAGCCAGGACUGGAGGAGAAGAGCAUUAUGAAGCUGUUAUGCCUGUUGCUGGUACUAGCCAGUUCCAUUGCUGCUGUCCAUCUGGAAACCUCAGGCAGAGAUGAGUACCCUACCCUGCCUUCCCACGUCUUCAUCACAGCGCCGAGUGCAACUGAGGCAAAGUCUCGCUUUGCCAUGCUGGAUGAUGUUCGCCUACUAGCAAACGGCCUCCUCCAGCUAGGACAGAGUUUACGGGAGUUUGUCCACAAGACCAAGGCCCAAAUCAACGACAUCUUCCAAAAGCUGAACAUUUUCGACCGGUCUUUUUACCAGCUCUCGGUGGUCACCUCGGAGAUCAAGGAGGAAGAAGAAGAGCUCAAAAAGACCACCAAUUUCUUGAAAGCCAACAAUGAGGAAAUCAGGAACUUGUCACUGGAAAUCAACUCUAAGAUCAACAAUAUUCUGCAGGAGCGUACACUUCUGCUGAGCAAGGUGGGGAGCCUUGAGGAGAGGCUGAAGGGAUUGUCACAGAGCAUGAUCCCUGCUGACCAGAUAAGUGAGAUCACAACUCUUAAGGAAGUAAUUGAAGCACAAGAAAAAACAAUCACUAAUCUUCUGAAAGCUGUGAACGAGCAGCACGAUCAGCUUGACCACCAGAAAACCAAGAUUAAAAACCUGGAGGAAAAGCUCAGCUUUGACAGUUUUCAAGAUACAGUCGAUAAGUCAAUGGAUUCAGACCAUGCGGCUCCUGAUAUGUUUGAAUAUCUGACGGGAAACUCAACUGGCCUGGACAAUGACUUCCCUGUAGACUGCAGUGAGCUGUAUAACAAGGGGGAGCCAAACAGUGGAAUCUAUGUUAUCAAACCAAACCAAUCGGAGCCAUUCAAUGUUUACUGCGAAAUGGGAUCAGAUGGAGGUUCAACUGUCAUCCAACGCAGGGUUGAUGGUUCAGCGGAUUUUGACCAGACAUGGGAAAAGUAUGAAAAAGGUUUUGGAGACUUGGAAAAGGACUUCUGGCUGGGCCUGAAGAAGAUUCACAGCAUUACACAACAGGGAGUUUACAUCUUGCGUGUUGAUCUGGAGGACUGGAAGGAGGAGAAGCACUGGGCAGAGUAUUGCUUCUCACUGGAAGGCCCCUCCAAGGACUACACCCUUCAUGUCAGCCACCCCUCAGGUGACCUGCCUGAUGCCAUGGCCAAUAGCACCGGCAUGAGAUUCGCCACAAAAGACAGAAAAAAGGACAACCACCAAAAUUCCAACUGCGCUCGCAAUUACACAGGUGGCUGGUGGUUCAAUGCCUGUGGCGACACAAACCUUAAUGGAAGGUACCUGUGGGUGAGGGCAAAGGGACGCUCUGUGAGGAGGAAGGGCAUUCACUGGAAGCCUGGCACAGGGUCCUCGCACUCCCUCAAGAUGACCAAAAUCACCAUACGACAGGCUCCCACUGCUGAUUGCUUCAACUGAGCAGGCCACAGCUUCUCAUACAAUGCUACUGGCAUUUUUCACAUACAUUAGUAUAUGUAAUGUUCAGUCAAAAGGUUCUGCAUUAGGGGGGUGUGGCUUUACAUAAACACAAGUUAACUGCAGUAUUAAGCUGACUGCUUCGCAUUACCAUUUUGUCAGAGACUAAUACUGACCAACAGAAAGCAGGUCAAAAAUGUCAGAAGUCAGAAAAUGCUUAACUGUCACAAUGAUGCAACCAUGACAUGUAGGUUGUUAACCUAUUGGGUCUGACCCAGCAAGAGCAGUAGAGCUGGCAUUAUGCAACAUGUGCAGUCACUUGCAAAACAGACAUAUUGAUCCAUACCAGUAAACCGACUCAGUGCUGCCUGUAAAAUGCCACAGUGUUACAGUAGGAUGAAAAAAUAUGAAGAAAUUAUAAUUCUAAAAUUGACAUGUUUAACUAUCGUUUUGUUGAAUUUACAUGUAUUUGAGUGCUUGUUUGUAAAGUGUAUUUUAUCUUUGCAAUGUGAAACUGUACUGCACGUCCCCUGGAGCUACAAACACAAAUACCAACAGGUUGUUAUGUAAAGCAUGUAAAUUAUAUAAGUCAACUGCAUCUACAGUAUCUGAAAAAGUGCCCAUGCUGGUGAUUAUCUUCUUGCCCAGUUUCAUCGGAAAACAAAGAAUCUUCAAAGUGGACACAACAUCAAAAGCCCAAUUUAGUAGAAGAUACUGUCUGCUGUUGUAGAUGAAGAUACCAUAUUUUCUCAAAUAGCGAGUGGGGCCUUUAUUUACCUCAACAGCAGAAGGUCAAAGGCCUUUAUUUGAAGCAGUCUUGUAUUCGAGGCAGAUGUUUGUGUCUAAUUCCUCUGUUUAAGAAGUAUAGUUUAGUUUAGUAAUUAGCUACCAUGUCAUUUGUUAAAGUUACCUCAAUACGUUUCUAAUACAAAUUGGAAAUCAUGUAUAACUUCAAAUUAAAAGCCCUCUAGAGUUUUGGUGAAAGGAAACUCUUCAAUCAUUACAGGGCUUUUAUUAAGAAACAUUUGCAUAGCAUAUAGAGCAGCCAGUUGCAAGUGAAGGACAACAAAGCAACUUAAACUGACUACCGUUAUUACUUGAGGAAAUAUGGUACAAAGCUUUAGCAGCGCACUGAUGAAGUUUUUCUCUUGUCCGUUCUAUGUUUUUAUAUUCUGUAAAGUAUUUAAGCCAUGUUCAUGCUAUUAUAUGAUUAUGCUGGUAUUGUUAGAAGAACGUCAUUUCUGUGUUAUUGAGUCAUAUUGACUCCUGUCCAUUAUUACAACACAACUAAUUGUACUGUAAAUGUGCCUCAUACUAACACCCUGACAAGAGCUAUGUACGCUAACUAAUCAUAUUUAUGAAAACAAAAUAAACAAAUCUGUCCAAUUAA
Messenger RNA from Acanthochromis polyacanthus (spiny chromis), 2944 nucleotides. It is a transcript of the gene angptl3, whose product is annotated as angiopoietin-like 3. The transcript has 7 exons. The coding region runs from base 142 to 1557 and encodes 471 amino acids. Gene Ontology annotation, biological process: cholesterol homeostasis; triglyceride homeostasis; phospholipid homeostasis. Lineage: Eukaryota; Metazoa; Chordata; Actinopteri; Pomacentridae. The record is from RefSeq and is a predicted model, not a curated record.